Electrophorus electricus (electric eel) is the source of this 1361-nucleotide messenger RNA. RefSeq names its product transmembrane protein 185A-like. The record is from RefSeq and is a predicted model, not a curated record. Lineage: Eukaryota; Metazoa; Chordata; Actinopteri; Gymnotiformes; Gymnotidae.
ACGUUUGCGUACAGACGAUGUAUACGACACCAUCGAUUGGCUCUCUAGUUUUAUGUUAUUCAGUAGUUUGUUCUUUAAACAAUGGUGUCGUAGUAUACGAUAAAGUUAUUUUUUAUCAUGAAUCUUAGGGAACUGUUCCAGGAUUUUAAUCCCAGCAAAUUCCUCAUAUAUGCAUCCCUUUUGUUAUUCUCCGUGUUGCUUGUUCUGAGACUCGAUGGAGUCAUCCAGUGGAGCUACUGGGCUGUGUUCACGCCAAUUUGGUUGUGGAAGCUUAUGGUUGUCGUCGGUGCUUCCGUUGGCACUGGUGUCUGGGCUUACAACCCACGGUACAGAGCGGAGGGGGAGAUGUGUGUGGAGUUCAAAGCCAUGCUGAUAGCAGUGGGCAUCCAUGUUCUGCUGCUGAUGUUUGAAGUGCUGGUGUGUGACAGGAUUGAAAGGGGCUCUUACUUCUGGUUGCUUGUCUUCAUGCCCCUCUUCUUCAUCUCCCCUCUGUCAGUGGCUGCCUGUGUGUGGGGAUUCCGCCAUGAUCGCUCACUGGAGCUGGAGAUUAUGUGCUCAGUUAACAUCCUCCAGUUCAUCUUCAUUGCCUUGCGACUAGACAAUAUCAUCAGCUGGUCUUGGCUGGUAGUGUGUGUGCCGCUGUGGAUCCUCAUGUCUUUCCUGUGCCUGGUGGUGCUCUACUACAUCAUCUGGUCCAUGCUGUUCCUCCACUCUGUGGACGUAAUUGCUGAGCAGCGCCGGACUUACGUCAGCAUGGCUGUGCGCUGGAUGACCAUUGUGGUGCCCCUCCUUAUCUUCGAGGUCCUCCUGGUGCAUAAGCUGGACGGCUAUAACAAAUUGAGCUUUGUGUCUGUGUUUGUGCCUUUGUGGAUCUCGUUGGUCACUCUGUUGAUCACCACCUUGGGGCAAAAGGGCGGCAAUCACUGGUGGUUUGGCAUUCGCAAAGAUUUCUGCCACUUCCUGCUAGAGCUCCUCCCAUUCCUGCGAGAGUAUGGCAACAUCUCCUACAACCUGCAGCAUGAUGACUCAGAAGCCAUAGAGGAGAUGCCUGCCAUACCUGAACCUCAGAAAAACACCUCCAUUUUCCAGCACAAGGAGGUGAUACUGCCCAGUCCUGGGAAGUACUUUGGCCCGCCCCCUAAACUGUACAUAGACAUGCCUGACUGAAAGAUGUGUGUUCUUCCCAGGUCUGUACAGUUUACAGAAGGCUUGGAACAAAGACUAUUUUUUUGCUGUUGGUUUUCUGUUCUUUUUCUAAUGACUUAUGACCUUUUGAUGAUAAAAAGAAUGAUGGUAAAGACCUGGUGUCAGUAAUGGGAUUAGUGUAUCACUACUGCUCCACAACUAUAUAGUCAAACCAA